Mus musculus (house mouse) is the source of this 4358-nucleotide messenger RNA. RefSeq names its product predicted gene, 54248. NCBI's taxonomy places the organism in Eukaryota, Metazoa, Chordata, Mammalia, Rodentia, Muridae. The record is from RefSeq and is a predicted model, not a curated record. The coding region runs from base 2433 to 4358 and encodes 641 amino acids. The transcript is spliced from 3 exons.
GACUGUCAGCAGUUGUUGGGGACCCUGCUGACCGGAGAAGAAAAGCAGCGGGUGCUCCUAGAGGCUAGAAAGGCAGUCCGGGGCAAUGAUGGACGCCCCACUCAGUUGCCUAAUGAAGUCAAUGCUGCUUUUCCCCUUGAACGCCCCGGUUGGGAUUACACCACUACAGAAGGUAGGAACCACCUAGUCCUCUAUCGCCAGUUGCUCUUAGCGGGUCUCCAGAACGCGGGCAGAAGUCCCACCAAUUUGGCCAAGGUAAAAGGGAUAACCCAGGGACCUAAUGAGUCUCCCUCAGCCUUUUUAGAGAGACUCAAAGAGGCCUAUCGCAGGUACACUCCUUAUGACCCUGAGGACCCAGGGCAAGAAACCAAUGUGUCUAUGUCAUUCAUCUGGCAGUCUGCCCCGGAUAUCGGGCGAAAGUUAGAGCGGUUAGAAGAUUUAAAGAGCAAGACCUUAGGAGACUUAGUGAGGGAAGCUGAAAAGAUCUUUAAUAAGCGAGAAACCCCGGAAGAAAGAGAGGAACGUAUCAAGAGAGAAACAGAGGAAAAAGAAGAACGCCGUAGGGCAGAGGAUGAGCAGAGAGAGAAAGAAAGGGACCGCAGAAGACAUAGAGAGAUGAGCAAGCUCUUGGCCACUGUAGUUAUUGGUCAGAGACAGGAUAGACAGGGGGGAGAGCGGAGGAGGCCCCAACUUGAUAAGGACCAAUGCGCCUACUGCAAAGAAAAGGGACACUGGGCUAAGGACUGCCCAAAGAAGCCACGAGGGCCCCGAGGACUGAGGCCCCAGACCUCCCUCCUAACCUUAGGUGACUAGGGAGGUCAGGGUCAGGAGCCCCCCCCUGAACCCAGGAUAACCCUCAAAGUCGGGGGGCAACCCGUCACCUUCCUGGUAGAUACUGGGGCCCAACACUCCGUGCUGACCCAAAAUCCUGGACCCCUAAGUGACAAGGCUGCCUGGGUCCAAGGGGCUACUGGAGGAAAGCGGUAUCGCUGGACCACGGAUCGCAAAGUACAUCUAGCUACCGGUAAGGUCACCCACUCUUUCCUCCAUGUACCAGACUGCCCCUAUCCUCUGCUAGGAAGAGACUUGCUGACUAAACUAAAAGCCCAAAUCCACUUCGAGGGAUCAGGAGCUCAGGUUAUGGGACCAAUGGGACUGCCCCUGCAAGUGCUGACCCUAAACAUAGAAGAUGAGUAUCGGCUACAUGAGACCUCAAAAGAGCCGGAUGUUUCUCUAGGGUCCACCUGGCUUUCUGAUUUUCCCCAGGUCUGGGCGGAAACCGGGGGCAUGGGACUGGCAGUUCGCCAAGCUCCUCUGAUCAUACCUCUGAAGGCAACCUCUACCCCCGUGUCCAUAAAACAAUACCCCAUGUCACAAGAAGCCAGACUGGGGAUCAAGCCCCACAUACAGAGACUGUUGGACCAGGGAAUACUGGUACCCUGCCAGUCCCCCUGGAACACGCCCCUGCUACCCGUUAAGAAACCAGGGACUAAUGAUUAUAGGCCUGUCCAGGAUCUGAGAGAAGUCAACAAGCGGGUGGAAGACAUCCACCCCACCGUGCCCAACCCUUACAACCUCUUGAGCGGGCUCCCACCGUCCCACCAGUGGUACACUGUGCUUGAUUUAAAGGAUGCCUUUUUCUGCCUGAGACUCCACCCCACCAGUCAGCCUCUCUUCGCCUUUGAGUGGAGAGAUCCAGAGAUGGGAAUCUCAGGACAAUUGACCUGGACCAGACUCCCACAGGGUUUCAAAAACAGUCCCACCCUGUUUGAUGAGGCACUGCACAGAGACCUAGCAGACUUCCGGAUCCAGCACCCAGACUUGAUCCUGCUACAGUACGUGGAUGACUUACUGCUGGCCGCCACUUCUGAGCUCGACUGCCAACAAGAGCCUCACCAUGACUGCCUCGAGAUCUUGGCCGAGACACACGGAACCAGACCAGACCUCACGGACCAGCCCCUCCCAGACGCCGACCACACCUGGUAUACAGAUGGAAGCAGCUUCCUGCAAGAGGGACAACGUAGGGCUGGAGCAGCGGUGACCACCGAGACCGAGGUAAUCUGGGCCAAGGCGUUGCCAGCCGGGACAUCCGCCCAGCGAGCUGAACUAAUAGCACUCACCCAGGCCCUAAAGAUGGCAGAAGCUCACUUACAGGCCCUCCAAGCAGUACAACGAGAGGUCUGGAAGCCACUGGCCGCUGCCUAUCAGGACCAGCUGGACCAGCCAGUGAUACCACACCCCUUCCGUGUCGGCGACACCGUGUGGGUACGCCGGCACCAGACUAAGAACUUGGAACCUCGCUGGAAAGGACCCUACACCGUCCUGCUGACCACCCCCACCGCUCUCAAAGUAGACGGCAUCGCUGCGUGGAUCCACGCCGCUCACGUAAAAGCGGCGACAACCCCUCCGGCCGGAACAGCAUCAGGACCGACAUGGAAGGUCCAGCGUUCUCAAAACCCCUUAAAGAUAAGAUUAACCCGUGGGGCCCCCUAAUAAUCCUGGGGAUCUUAAUAAGGGCAGGAGUAUCAGUACAACAUGACAGCCCUCAUCAGGUCUUCAAUGUUACUUGGAGAGUUACCAACUUAAUGACAGGACAAACAGCUAAUGCUACCUCCCUCCUGGGGACAAUGACCGAUGCCUUUCCUAAACUGUACUUUGACUUGUGCGAUUUAAUAGGGGACGACUGGGAUGAGACUGGACUCGGGUGUCGCACUCCCGGGGGAAGAAAAAGGGCAAGAACAUUUGACUUCUAUGUUUGCCCCGGGCAUACUGUACCAACAGGGUGUGGAGGGCCGAGAGAGGGCUACUGUGGCAAAUGGGGCUGUGAGACCACUGGACAGGCAUACUGGAAGCCAUCAUCAUCAUGGGACCUAAUUUCCCUUAAGCGAGGAAACACCCCUCGGAAUCAGGGCCCCUGUUAUGAUUCCUCAGCGGUCUCCAGUGACAUCAAGGGCGCCACACCGGGGGGUCGAUGCAAUCCCCUAGUCCUGGAAUUCACUGACGCGGGCAAAAAGGCCAGCUGGGAUGGCCCCAAAGUAUGGGGACUAAGACUGUACCGAUCCACAGGGACCGACCCGGUGACCCGGUUCUCUUUGACCCGCCAGGUCCUCAAUAUAGGGCCCCGCGUCCCCAUUGGGCCUAAUCCCGUGAUCACUGACCAGUUACCCCCCUCCCGACCCGUGCAGAUCAUGCUCCCCAGGCCUCCUCAGCCUCCUCCUCCAGGCGCAGCCUCUAUAGUCCCUGAGACUGCCCCACCUUCUCAACAACCUGGGACGGGAGACAGGCUGCUAAACCUGGUAGAUGGAGCCUACCAAGCUCUCAACCUCACCAGUCCUGACAAAACCCAAGAGUGCUGGUUGUGUCUGGUAGCGGGACCCCCCUACUACGAAGGGGUUGCCGUCCUAGGUACUUAUUCCAACCAUACCUCUGCCCCAGCUAACUGCUCCGUGGCCUCCCAACACAAGCUGACCCUGUCCGAAGUGACCGGACAGGGACUCUGCGUAGGAGCAGUUCCCAAAACCCAUCAGGCCCUGUGUAAUACCACCCAGAAGACGAGCGACGGGUCCUACUAUCUGGCUGCUCCCGCCGGGACCAUUUGGGCUUGCAACACCGGGCUCACUCCCUGCCUAUCUACCACUGUACUCGACCUCACCACCGAUUACUGUGUCCUGGUUGAGCUCUGGCCAAAGGUGACCUACCACUCCCCUGGUUAUGUUUAUGGCCAGUUUGAGAGAAAAACCAAAUAUAAAAGAGAGCCGGUGUCAUUAACUCUGGCCCUGCUGUUGGGAGGACUUACUAUGGGCGGCAUAGCUGCAGGAGUAGGAACCGGGACUACAGCCCUAGUGGCCACCAAACAAUUCGAGCAGCUCCAGGCAGCCAUACAUACAGACCUUGGGGCUUUAGAAAAGUCAGUCAGUGCCCUAGAAAAGUCUCUGACCUCGUUGUCUGAGGUGGUCCUACAGAACCGGAGGGGAUUAGAUCUACUGUUCCUAAAAGAAGGAGGAUUAUGUGCUGCCCUAAAAGAAGAAUGCUGUUUCUACGCGGACCACACUGGCGUAGUAAGAGAUAGCAUGGCAAAGCUAAGAGAAAGGUUGAACCAGAGACAAAAAUUGUUCGAAUCAGGACAAGGGUGGUUUGAGGGACUGUUUAACAGGUCCCCAUGGUUCACGACCUUAAUAUCCACCAUUAUGGGCCCCUUGAUAAUACUUUUAUUAAUCCUACUCUUCGGACCCUGUAUUCUCAACCGCUUGGUCCAGUUUGUAAAAGACAGAAUUUCGGUAGUGCAGGCCCUGGUUUUGACCCAACAGUAUCACCAACUCAAAUCAAUAGAUCCAGAAGAAGUGGAAUCACGUGAAUAA